AUGUCCUCGAGCUUCGUCGUUUUCGGCACAAAAGGUGCCAUCGUGCUCUCUUUCCUGCUGUUUGAAUUUGUGGUGCGCCAGAUACAAGUGGAAAAUGAUAUCAGUGUCCAAUUCUGUUUUCCAAACUAUCUCCGAACCCUGUCUCACUGUACGAAACAACCACACCGCGAGGGACUCGAAGGCAACAUGCUUCCCCUCAAGGCAUUUGUCAGUCUGCUGAUGGAUGUGAUCAUCUUGGGUAAGAGCCACGAGCCUGGGUCGAACGCUGAUACUCCAACAUCACUGCCUUGUGCUGAGAACAUUCGGGCGCGCAUGAACGACAAAGUCGUUUCGGAGGAGAAGUGCGACCAGUAG
Zymoseptoria tritici IPO323 is the source of this 354-nucleotide messenger RNA. RefSeq lists its product as uncharacterized. Bases 1 to 354 code for a protein of 117 amino acids. NCBI's taxonomy places the organism in Eukaryota, Fungi, Ascomycota, Dothideomycetes, Mycosphaerellales, Mycosphaerellaceae. The record is from RefSeq and is a predicted model, not a curated record. The transcript is spliced from 3 exons.